CAGAAUCGAACACUGUUAUACAUUAUAUUCCUUCUGGUGCGUGCGUCUUACUACUACUGAAGGCACUAUAAUCAGACAUUCACAAAGAAAAGAGUUUCACAACUAAAAGGACCCAUUAAACUGCAGUCAUAUUUUGCAGAGGAUAAAGAAUAUAUGCUUGCCGGUAUUGCUAUAUUGCCAUUCUACAUGUGUUGCAGCACCUUCAUCAAUUGCAACGUUGAUGCUAGUUUCAUUAGCCUUUCAAAAGCGUUUUGCAUUGAGUGUUAGUCUUGAGCUAGCGGACUUUCAUAAAUUCAUGUGGUUAUUUCAAUUUCGACAGUACAGUUCUCCUUGUUUUAUGUUUAGUUUGACAGUAAACUUUAACUUGGAGAUGUAAUAAAUGGCUAAAAGCAAGUGAUUGGCCACUUUUUCUGGGAGAAUCGUUCACUAUCUACCAAACUGCGGCUUUUUGCUGACAACAUCGAGUGCUCCGUUCUCAAAAAUUUUGCUCUUCAAACCAAAAAUCUGUGGCUCAAAAUCUUUUGCUCCCUCUCUCUGUCUCUCCUUUUCACUCACUCUUUCACACAGCUGAACAGACUUAACGCCAGUCAGCACAAGCAGUUCAAGUUUAAUAUUUAAGCUUCACCUCCCACCUACUCGCCCUCUGUGUGUACCCGCGUGUGUGUGUUUGAACGGAUAUCAAAAGCCGACAGUGAGUCACUUGAGAGAGAUCGAGAACGGCUGGGCCUUGAGGGCCCGGUGAGCAGAGUAGCCAUUUUGCUGUCCAUAUCAGUUCCAGGGCAGAAACUAAACACCUCGGCGAGUGGCGCAGUAAGACAUGGAGAAGGCCAGAAGAUAAGCCUGGACCUUAGCUAGUUUCCAUUGUCAGUGAAUCACUGAAAUUAGCCCACACGAUGCAGAAGCCCACUGGAGUGCCCAUGUGGGUGAGUCACACGCCCACACCAGAAAGUAGCGCAGCCAACGAUGACUCCACAAGCAGCACAUCCAGUGCGCCACAUUAUUUAGAGAAGGACAAAAACGACACAAAAGGGAGUUUGAAUAAACUGAAAUCACUCAUCCCUAAUUCAUGGGGAAGCAUGAAGUGGAAGUGGGGAAAAGACGAUGCCGAUGACUCCGAAGCCAGCAGUGGUCCGAUCGAGAUCCUCCCUAAUGGAACCAGGGUGAGCCCUCCCGUGAGUCCCUUUGUGGAGCGCAGGAAAUGGGACGAACCCCCUGAAAGACCUUUUUUAAAAGAAACCAAUCAAAGCCCAAAUGAGGAUUCCCUACUCACGCAUAUCCAUCCCGCCGAGUAUUAUGCUGAGAAGGUGGAGGUUUACAACCAAAAGUAUUCUUACUUGAAGUCAUGGCCAGGCCUGCUGCGACUUCUCGCUGGCCUUGAGCUUCUGUUCGGGGCUAUGGUGGUCACUUGCGUCAUCAGCUACAUCCACAAAGACAGCGAAUGGUCCAACACGUACGGGUUGUAUAACGGCGUCUACAACAACGGAAUGGGCCUGUCGGGAUACAGCUACAGUGGACCUUUGACUCCCUUUGUCGUGUCGGUGGCAGGAGUGUGUUGGGUCAUGACAAUGAUCCUCUUGGUGUUGGGAAUGACCAUGUAUUAUCGCACCAUCCUCCUCGAUGCGCCCUGGUGGCCUCUGACUGAAGCUUUGAUCAACGUAACACUGUUCUUACUCUAUAUGGCGGCAGCCAUAGUUUACAUGAACGACUUGAACCGCGGGGGGCUGUGCUACAUGACCGUCGGUAUUAACCCCAUCUUAGCAGGUCUGUGUCGAGUUGACGGGGGCCAGAUGGCGGGAACCGCUUUCAUCUUCAUCAACAUGACCAUGUAUCUGGGAAGUUUUCUCGUCUGUCUGAAGAUGUGGCGGCAUGAGGCCAGACGGAGAGAGAGGGUGGACUUUGAGGACAAGGCAAUGAAUCCAGGGGAGAACCUCCUGGCCCCACCAAAAGCAAAACACAUUUCAUUCAAGACUGAAAGCGACACGAGAGGAAAUAAAGGUCAAAACAAGCAGCAGGUGCUCACCUCUGACUUCCAGAGAAGCCCCGACUGUCAGAACAAAGCUGCGGCGCCUGGCUGCAUCCCCAAAGUGCACAUCAUUGCAGACUAUGUCAUGAAGUACCCAGAGAUCAGCUGUGUGGAAGAAAGGGAAAAAUACAAAGCUGUGUUCAAUGAUCAGUAUCAGGAGUACGAAGAGCUUUACAAAGAGAUCAGUGCCACCCUGAGUAAGUUCAGUGAACUGGAUGCUGUCAUGGCACGACUCAUCACAGAUGGAAAAAGCAGAGAGAACCGAGACAGGAUUCAAAAUAUCGUAAAGCAGUAUGAGCAGAAAAAAAGCGAUCCUACUUUUUUGGAGAAAAAGCAACGUUGUAGCUACUUGAAAGCCAAACUGACUCACAUCAAAAGCAGAAUCCGUGCUUUUGACCAAGAGACAUCUGGAUUGAAUAAAUAACACUUCAUUUUAUUUUCUCGGCACUAUGACAGACCCCAUCUGUACAGUCCGCCCGACAGCACCACGUCCCACAGUUUCCAUCCCCCAAGAAGUGUGCAUUCCCCCCAGAGCCAAUAUGGUAGCUACACCUUCAAACCCCCUGCAGACCCCCACUACAUCGAGGAGACGCCACAACACUUCUACCAAUGGUUUUCGCCUCCUGGUUUUGUUAAAACCUUCCACGGAGCAACAGUUGCCAUGUCUUUCCUAAUUUUUGCAUGCGUGGCUUCAACAUUGGUGUGGGACACGAAUGGAUUUGGCUACAGUGUCGGUGGUGCAGGGAAUGUCGCAGGGGCAGGGCAGGGGUACUAUGGUGGUAGCUAUGGUUACAGUAGCUCCUACAUGACCCCGCAGUCUGCCAAGGCCGGAAUGAUCUCCAUUGCUGCUAUCAACUUCCUGAUUUCACUGGGGUUUCUGGUGGGAAGUUUCUCCCGUUCGAGGGCCAUGAAAGGAUCCAGUUUCUACCUCACUGUGUUCAUUUGUGACAUCAUCUUAGCUGUUCUUCAGGGCAUCAUUGACAUCAUUUUUGUGAUUGGAGUCAACCCAAUGUCCCAGAGCUCACAGACCAUGCUACACAAUCCAAUCCUGAUGAUGUGCCGCAACAUUCCGGACCGGCCCAGCCUUAGUGGCAGCAUAGGAGCUGGCUUUCCUGGGGGGUUUCCCAUGUACAACCAGUACCUGUACCACUACUGCUUCAUGGACCCAGAGGAGGCAGUAGCAUUAGCAUUGGGUCUGAUGGUGGUGUUGGCCCUGUCACUGGCUGCUUUCUACUCCUGGAAGACUCGUAGCAAAAUCUGCCGCCAUGGCAAAGCUAACAUCUACUGGGACAAACCACUGGUCAUGCAGUCUGAGGGGCAGAAUAUAAAGGACUGGGUAAACCAUGUUGGAGACGGAAGGAGCACCCAGGAGGCACCAACUGUUGUUAUAUCAGAGAAAGCAGCUUCUGACCUUCGUGGGGGAAACAGCUCAGCUUUGUAUUGCCGGGACAUAGACCUCAUUUACAGCGAUGGAAAUUUGAACCGCGACAACUCUUGUGAGGUUAGUAGCAAACAUCAAGAAGCAGAGCACCCGUAUCAGAACAGCAGGCCUGCAGUGUGCAGCAGCUCCUCAGGUGACGCAGACAGCGGCAAGAAACAUGCCUUAAGGGUCCAGAGGAACCACAGGGAUUGUGCAUCUCGGGAGAUGGUGGAAUUCCAAAAUGAAACGGCUUACACCACUGGAGGAGACACUGCUAAUGAGUUGGACCAAGACCAAGACCAACAUCUCUUCAGGGAGUACCCGGAAAUCAUCUCAGACCAGCAGCGUCUGCAGUACAGACGCGACUUUAACUCCUCGCUGGCUCGUUAUAAUAACCUGUGCAAAGAAAUGGAUGACAUCUGUGACCAGAUUCACAAGCUAAGGCGAGAACUGGACUCCCUGGACAAGGACUCCAUCAAGUACCAGGGUGUGGCCGAUGAAUAUAACAGACUAAAAGAUCUCAAAAGGGCACCAGACUAUCAAGCAAAGAAAAGGGAGGGCAGAGAACUUCGGCAAAAACUCUUCCACAUCAAACGGCUAGUAAAAAACUUUGACCAAGGCCUUUGUUAGCGCAUAUCUGUCAGUUAAACGCUGACGAAAAGAAAAUGCAAUCCUCAUUUCACUGUGCACUUUUAUAUUGAGAAACUUAAUGAAACACGUCGGUCACUUUAUUUACAACCAUGUCGCACAAAUGUUACCUGCACAGCUAGUGAACUUUGCUCUAAAAAUAAACAUUUCAGAACUUUUUUCACUA
Messenger RNA from Hippocampus zosterae (dwarf seahorse), 4257 nucleotides. RefSeq lists its product as uncharacterized. The transcript is spliced from 14 exons. The record is from RefSeq and is a predicted model, not a curated record. Gene Ontology annotation, molecular function: cis-regulatory region sequence-specific DNA binding. Gene Ontology annotation, cellular component: transcription elongation factor complex; membrane. Lineage: Eukaryota; Metazoa; Chordata; Actinopteri; Syngnathiformes; Syngnathidae. Gene Ontology annotation, biological process: positive regulation of transcription elongation by RNA polymerase II; snRNA transcription by RNA polymerase II.